GGUCUUCUAUUUGAUCCAACUUGCCCAUACAGCAAACCAAGGUGGCGGCCCCCACAACAAACCAAAAAAAUUCUCUCUAAACAAAUUAACUUCCCAAAACAAAAGUGUGUUUGAAUGUUGUGUAGCAGUUAAUAUAAGUCCUUGUGUGACAGCUAGCUUUCAUGUUGAAAAUUCCUUGUUUUCACACUCUCAUAUUUGUUUUUCUUCUCUUACGAUCCCUUCCCUUUGCAACCCCUCUCUACCAAAUUGAAUUAUUCAACUUUUAGCUGCUUCUCUGUGUUCAUGGGUUGCUUCUUUAGUGCAACUGCAAGGAUCAAAGCUGAGAGCCCUCCACGUAAUGGUUUGAAUUCAAAGGAUGGUGGCAGAGAAGAGGAUGGUUUGAGUGGUGUAAGCAGCAAGGUGUCCUCUUCAUCUUUGCUUGUAAUUCCUCAGACUGAGGGUGAGAUAUUGCAGUCCACCAAUUUGAAGAGUUUCACAUUCAAUGAGCUAAGAACUGCUACAAGAAAUUUUCGUCCAGAUAGUAUGGUAGGUGAAGGUGGAUUUGGUUGUGUUUAUAAGGGUUGGAUUGAUGAGCAGACACUUGCCCCUACUAAACCUGGGACAGGAAUGGUCAUUGCUGUGAAGAGGCUUAACCAAGAAGGCUACCAAGGCCACAGUGAAUGGUUGACAGAAAUCAAUUACCUGGGGCAGCUGCGUCAUCCUAAUCUUGUGAAACUAGUGGGUUACAGCUUAGAGGAUGACCACAGGAUUUUGGUGUAUGAAUUUGUGGCCAAGUGUAGUUUGGAUAAUCAUUUAUUUAGGAGGUCUUCUUACUUUCAACCACUCUCUUGGAACAUCCGUAUGAAGGUUGCUCUCGAUGCUGCCAAGGGUCUGGCAUUUCUUCACAGUGAUGAAGUAGAUGUCAUAUUUAGAGACUUCAAAACUUCUAAUAUCUUACUUGAUUCUGACUAUAAUGCAAAACUCUCUGAUUUUGGGUUGGCAAAAAAUGGACCAACAGAUGAUAAGAGCCAUGUCUCUACAAGGGUAUUGGGCACCUUUGGCUAUGCAGCUCCUGAAUAUAUAGCCACAGGGCACCUAACCAAAAAGAGUGAUAUAUACAGUUUUGGAGUUGUUCUCCUUGAAAUUAUGUCAGGAAAACGUGCAUUGGAUAAAAACAGGCCAAAUGGGGAACAUAGCUUAGUUGAAUGGGCCAAGCCACUCCUCACAAGCAAACGCAAGAUCUCACAAGUUAUGGAUGCACGUAUAGAAGGCCAAUACUCAUUGCAUGAAGCAAUGAAAGUGGCUCACCUUGCAAUUCAAUGCCUAUCUGUAGAAACAAAAGUUAGACCAAACAUUGAUGAGGUGGUGAGAUCAUUGGAACAACUUCAGGAUUCCAAAGACAAAGUUGGUGCUGUGGGAAGUUCUCAGCUGCAAUAUCAAACUUGGAAAAAAUAGCAAUAAAUCUUCAAAUAGAUAAGGUGCAUCUAUUCCAAGUUCAUCUACUUCUCCUCUUCAUACAUAGAAGAGGAAAUACAUGGGACAUAUUACACACCAGUUUUCAUUGUUUUGAUGAAAUAUCGAGAUGGAACUUUGUAUAGCAUGAAAUGAAAUCAUGUCUGGUUGCUGUACAUAUUUUGGUUCCUUAAUAUUAGUUUAUAUAAUAUAUUUGGAUCAGAGAUUGGAGUUAAGGGCUUUCUAGUGUUUUAGUUCUUAAGAUAAUACUCAAAAAAGUUUAAAAU
Messenger RNA from Abrus precatorius (Indian licorice), 1718 nucleotides. RefSeq names its product receptor-like cytoplasmic kinase 176. The record is from RefSeq and is a predicted model, not a curated record. Gene Ontology annotation, molecular function: ATP binding; protein kinase activity. NCBI's taxonomy places the organism in Eukaryota, Viridiplantae, Streptophyta, Magnoliopsida, Fabales, Fabaceae. Gene Ontology annotation, biological process: protein phosphorylation. The transcript is spliced from 6 exons. The coding region runs from base 283 to 1434 and encodes 383 amino acids.